Molecule: messenger RNA, 2566 nt
Organism: Prionailurus viverrinus (fishing cat)
Lineage: Eukaryota; Metazoa; Chordata; Mammalia; Carnivora; Felidae
Gene: SLC30A5
Product: solute carrier family 30 member 5
Exons: 16
Coding region: 268-2565 (765 amino acids)
Biological process (GO): zinc ion transport; transmembrane transport; intracellular zinc ion homeostasis
Cellular component (GO): Golgi apparatus; membrane
Molecular function (GO): zinc ion transmembrane transporter activity
Source: RefSeq, a predicted model, not a curated record
UGGGCCCGAUGACGUGGCCUGGCUACGUCCGCUCCGGUGCGCCUCGGGGGAGCCCGGCGCCGCCGGAACUGCCCGCGGCCUAGUCCCGACGCGCGUGUGCUAGUGAGCAGGAGCCGGGGACGGCGGCGGCGGCGGCCUGGCCUGUGGGGACCCGAGGGGGCCGCUAUCAUGGGGGAGUGACGCGCCUGCGCCCGCUGUUCCGCGGCAGCGGCGAGACAUGAGGAAACCCCGCGGCGGGGGCAGCGGCGGCGGCUCCUGAGCCCCGGGAUGGAGGAGAAAUACGGCGGGGACGUGCUAGCCAGCCCCAGCGGCGGCGGUGGCCUCGGGCCGGUGGACGUGCCCAGCGCUCGAUUAACAAAAUAUAUUGUGUUACUAUGUUUGACUAAAUUUUUGAAGGCUGUGGGACUUUUUGAAUCAUACGAUCUCCUAAAAGCAGUUCACAUUGUUCAGUUCAUUUUUAUAUUAAAACUUGGAACUGCAUUUUUUAUGGUUUUGUUUCAAAAGCCAUUUUCUUCUGGGAAAAGUAUUACCAAACACCAGUGGAUCAAAAUAUUUAAGCAUGCAGUUGCUGGGUGUAUCAUUUCACUCUUGUGGUUUUUUGGCCUCACUCUUUGUGGACCACUAAGGACUUUGCUGCUAUUUGAACACAGUGAUAUUGUUGUCAUCUCACUACUCAGUGUUUUGUUCACUAGUUCUGGAGGAGGACCAGCAAAGACAAGAGGGGCUGCUUUUUUCAUUAUUGCUGUGAUCUGCCUAUUGCUUUUCGACAAUGAUGAUCUCAUGGCUAAAAUGGCUGAACACCCUGAAGGACAUCAUGACAGCGCUCUAACUCACAUGCUUUACACAGCCAUUGCCUUCUUAGGUGUGGCAGAUCACAAGGGUGGAGUAUUAUUGCUAGUACUGGCUUUGUGUUGUAAAGUUGGUUUUCAUACAGCAUCCAGAAAACUCUCUAUAGAUGUUGGUGGAGCCAAGCGUCUUCAAGCUUUAUCCCAUCUUGUUUCUGUGCUUCUCUUAUGUCCAUGGGUCAUUGUUCUUUCUGUGACAACUGAGAGUAAAGUCGAGUCUUGGUUUUCUCUCAUUAUGCCUUUCACAACAGUUAUCUUUUUUGUCAUGAUCCUGGAUUUCUAUGUCGAUUCUGUUUGUUCAGUCAAAAUGGAAGUUUCCAAAUGUGCCCGCUAUGGAUCCUUUCCCAUUUUUAUUAGUGCUUUACUUUUUGGAAACUUUUGGACACAUCCAAUAACAGACCAGCUUCGAGCUAUGAACAGAGCAGCACACCAGGAAAGCACUGAACACGUCCUGUCCGGAGGAGUGGUAGUGAGCGCUAUAUUCUUCAUUUUGUCUGCCAACAUCUUAUCAUCUCCUUCUAAGAGAGGACAGAAAGGCACUCUAAUUGGAUAUUCUCCUGAAGGAACACCUCUUUAUAACUUCAUGGGUGAUGCUUUUCAGCAUAGCUCCCAGUCGAUCCCUAGGUUUAUUAAGGAAUCAUUAAAACAAAUUCUUGAGGAAAAUGACUCUAGGCAGAUCUUUUACUUCUUGUGCUUGAAUCUGCUUUUUACCUUUGUGGAAUUAUUCUAUGGAGUGUUGACCAAUAGUCUGGGUCUGAUCUCAGAUGGAUUUCACAUGCUCUUUGACUGCUCUGCUUUGGUCAUGGGACUUUUUGCAGCCCUGAUGAGUAGAUGGAAAGCAACUCGGAUUUUUUCCUAUGGGUAUGGCCGAAUAGAAAUUCUCUCUGGAUUUAUUAAUGGACUUUUUCUAAUGGUAAUAGCUUUUUUUGUGUUUAUGGAGUCAGUGGCUAGAUUAAUUGAUCCUCCGGAAUUAGACACACACAUGUUAACACCAGUCUCAGUUGGAGGGCUGAUAGUAAACCUUAUUGGUAUCUGUGCCUUUAGCCAUGCCCAUAACCAUAACCAUGGAGCUUCUCAGGGAAGCUGUCAUGCGUCUGAUCACAGCCAUUCCCACCAUAUGCAUGGACACAGUGACCACGGACAUGGUCACAGCCACGGAUCUGCAGGCAGAGGCAUGAAUGCUAACAUGAGGGGUGUAUUUCUACAUGUUUUGGCAGACACGCUUGGCAGUAUUGGUGUGAUCGUAUCCACAGUUCUUAUAGAGCAGUUUGGAUGGUUCAUUGCUGAUCCCCUCUGUUCUCUUUUUAUUGCCGUAUUAAUAUUUCUCAGUGUUGUUCCACUGAUUAAAGAUGCCUGUCAGGUUCUACUUUUGAGAUUGCCACCAGAAUGUGAAAAAGAACUACAUGUUGCUUUAGAAAAGAUACAGAAAAUUGAAGGAUUAAUAUCAUACCGAGACCCUCAUUUUUGGCGUCAUUCAGCCAGUGUUGUGGCAGGAACAGUUCAUAUACAGGUGGCAUCCGAUGUGCUGGAGCAAAGAAUAGUACAGCAGGUUACAGGAAUACUUAAAGAUGCUGGAGUAAACAAUUUAACAAUUCAAGUGGAAAAAGAGGCAUACUUUCAACAUAUGUCUGGCCUAAGUACUGGAUUUCAUGAUGUUCUAGCUAUGACCAAACAAAUGGAGUCCAUGAAAUACUACAAAGAUGGUACUUACAUCAUGUGAG